Molecule: messenger RNA, 3953 nt
Organism: Pipistrellus kuhlii (Kuhl's pipistrelle)
Lineage: Eukaryota; Metazoa; Chordata; Mammalia; Chiroptera; Vespertilionidae
Gene: LRAT
Product: lecithin retinol acyltransferase
Exons: 3
Coding region: 135-827 (230 amino acids)
Biological process (GO): retinol metabolic process
Molecular function (GO): phosphatidylcholine-retinol O-acyltransferase activity
Source: RefSeq, a predicted model, not a curated record
CCCCAAAGUUCCUCACCCGCCUGAGCCCCAGAGCAGUGCUCCCCCUGGGCGUCUCCCCCUUUCCUUUCGCCUCCCCCUGCCCCCUCGGCUGUCACUGUCGCCUUCCCCCGCGGCAGUGGUCCACCGGCCGCAGGAUGAAGAACCCAAUGCUAGAGGCGGUGUCCCUCCUGUUGGAGAAAUUGCUCCUCAUCUCCAACUUCAAGCUCUUCAGUCCGGACGCCCCGGGGGAAGACAAGGCAAGGAGCAGUUCCCAGGAGCUCAGCUCCUUCCGCCGCGGCGACGUCCUGGAGGUGCCCCGGACCCACCUGACCCAUUAUGGCAUCUACCUGGGCGACAACCGUGUCGCCCACAUGAUGCCCGACAUCCUCCUGGCUCUGACCAAGGACAAGAGGCUCACGCAGAAGGUGGUCUCCAACAAGCGUCUCCUCCUGGGCGUCAUCGGCAGGGUGGCGAGCAUCCGCGUGGACACCGUGGACGACUUCGCCUACGGGGCGGAGAUCCUGGUCAAUCACCUGGAUAAGUCCCUCCAGAGGAAGGCCUUGCCCAACGAAGAGGUGGCUCAGAGAGCAGAGAAGCUGCUGGGCAUCACCCCCUACAGCCUGCUGUGGAACAACUGCGAGCACUUUGUGACUUACUGCAGAUUCGGCGCCGGGGUCAGCCCCCAGGCAGACAAGUUUUGUGAGAAUUUGAAGAUAAUUAUUCGUGAUCAGAGAAGUGUUCUUGCUUCGGCACUCUUGGGAUUGGCGGCCAUCACCUGCCUGGGCAUGGCAUCAUAUACUACUCUUCCAGCUAUCCUUCUUCCAUUCUGCUUAUGGAUGGCUGGCUAACGUCUCAUCCUCAUGUCAGUGUGUGUAUUCUGUGUGUAAAUAUGUUUAUAUAGAGAGAGCACAAAUCAGUGUAAGCAUGGUCCAGAAAAAUGUGACCUGAAACACUGUGUUCUGGAUAAAAUGUGAUUAAGAAUCACACCAAGUGCUUACUGUGUAAGCCCAAGAGCGAGGCUUUCUGAAUCUUCCGCAGGCAGUUCCAUUUCGAAGCUCUGUGCAAAUCUUGGAAACCUGACAACUUUGAUAGACUUCAUCAUUACAAGAAAACCAGCCUCUAAGAUGAUGGCUACAGGAGAUAGUUUUUUUCUCUUUCUCCUGUAAUCACUGUUCUUCUCCAAUAGGCCAGAAUCUGAAGAUCAGAAGACUUAUUGAAUGAGGUCCUCAACUUUAUUGUAAAUUUAUUCAUUGAAAAACUUAUAUUAAACUGAAAGAAUUUCCCUUGUUCAGAUGAAAACAUGCUUGAUGAUUGGCCUAAAAAGAAAUUCUCAAUCUUUUACAUAUUAUAAUUACCAAUGAGUCAAGAAUAUUUCAUUACCUGAAACCAUAUUAGCAAAAUUAAGGUUUAUUGAUAAAAUAACUGACUAGAACUAUGGAAAUCUGUGUUUUCCUGCAGAAAUAGCUUCUGUAGCAUCAGUUGAACAAUUUGAUAUAGCUUUACUUAAUAGGAAGCCUAGCAUUCUUCCCCCUCCACCUUUGACGUGUCACUGUGAUCACUUUAAAGGACUCUAAGAGGUAAAUGGAUAUAGGACUGCAAUAAUUUGGAUACUUGGAAUGUAUAUGUACCAAUUAAAUAUGCAGAUAUCCACGUACAUGCAAACUGAUGAAAUUAAGUAUGUUUUUGACUUAUUUAUUAUCAUACCAUUGUGGUUACUAUGGAGCAUGUGUAGAGGUGAAUAUUACAACUAAUUUAGUCCAUUUUCUUAUACCUUUGCCUGUGGUGUAACUUGCAUAUAUUACUUUGGAUGGUUUAGCUUUUAGAGUACUUACUAAUGUACUUUAUAAUUUUUAAAAGCCCUCAGCUUGCUUUCUAGACCUUUUUUUUUUCUUCCCCCACCCCAAUUUCAUUGCCAAGCAUAGCUUGCAUCCUUAAAAGAAGAAUGCCAUAGCAGCAUAUAAGCCCCAAACAAGUAGGACCCAAGGGAAUAACUGUUAGGGAUAAUUUGUGUCUUAGUACUGCCAAACAUGUAAAUUGAUUAUACCAAGGCUGUUUUAAUAUUUGAAUUGAGAUGUAGUGAUGUUAAAGCAAGCAUUCAAGUACUUUAACCAAAAUUAACAAAUUCUAAAAUUAAGCCAAAAGCUAUACUUGUAUUUCAAGUAUUAGUUACUUCAUAAACUACCAAGAAUCACAAAAUAAGUCACAUAAUGAGUGGUAUGAGGACAUGGGCUAAGUCACUCAAUAAUCCAACCAGACCAAAUUUAAGAGCAGAUUUUAGUAACUGAUAUUUUAUCACCACUAAUUUACCCACAAUAAAUCCAGUUGGAGUUUAAUUUUGUGUUUAAUCAUUUAAAUAUUUUAAAUAAUUAAAACAUGAAAUGGCAAUACUACACAAUAAAGUUGUUCCAUGGGCAUGUUCUGACCACUUAAGUUAUUUCAUGUAUGCAUAAAAGCAACCAAGUCACAAAAGCUACUGUCUGAUGUUAAAUCUGUGUUCAAAGAUAAUGAUCCCUGAUUAGAUACCAAGGGAAGUACUUAAGGUUGGAAUGAACAUAAUUAGUCUUGACUCACUUCAUAUCCUUAAAGCAAGAGUCAAUUCAUCUUUCACUUGAGUGCUCACUAUACGCCAGGGACUGACCUGUUUCAAUUUCAUGGUCUAGAUUGAAUCAUUCUAACCAUAUUAAAGUGUAUACAGUGCUAUGGGAACACGAGAAGAAGACAUUAAAUUGUCAAAUAAAUCUCUCUGAAGGAGGCAAUGCUAGCAUUAAGGUGAGAAAUAUAAGAGGUGAUCUUAUCACUGAUGUGUUGUUUCACUACUUAGGAGAAGAGGGAUCUGGAGGGAGGUUUUAUUUACUAAAUGUUCCGAAACACUAGACUUUGUUGAACUUCAGAGAAAAGGAGAGUUUUUGUUUUGUUGGCUCAGCUUGAUUAGUUGCUUAACUAGGUAGAGAAAGAUGCAAAUCUCCCUGAUUGUGGUUGUGGGGGAAGAAAUACUGCACUAUUAAUGUGUCUUGUAAUGAAUUUCAAGACGGCAUCACCAGUUAAGGUUGAUCCUUGUGAUCCUGCCAUAUAUGAGCCUAUGCAUUUCUAAACUUUUCAUUUAUGAAAUGGUAAUCAAGUAGCUUCUUAUUGCUUAUUUUGUUCCUUGCCAUAUCCAUAUGAAGGACAAAUAGGACUACUGGGACUAAGAUGAAAUAAUGCUUGAGUCGGUAUUGUGCAGGUGUUAGGGAUGAAAAGGUCAGUGAGACAUGUAUCUUUUCUUUAAAGUUAAUGGUCACAUGGGUAUAGAUGACACAGUAGAGCUGACUGAAGGCACAGAAAAAGAAGUGUUUAGUUUUAACUAUAAGGCCAAAAUUAUAGGGAUUGUGUAUUGAGAUGAAAAACAGGUGUUUUUCAAGACAUAGAUUUGGCAGAACAUUUUACAUAUGAGAAAAUGCAUGAAAACUGUCCACAGCAUGCCUGGCACAUAAGUGUGAGGUACUCUGCUAUUGUUUUAAGGAUGUAUGCAUAAAAGUUGACUGGACUGAAAGCAUGAAACUGCAGGCACAUUUGGGCAAACGCAAGUGGUUCAGAGGCUAGAGCAGAGCAAGGCUGAUGAGAGAUGUGGGAAAAGAAAAAAGUAACCAGGUGGUAGAAGUCUUGUGUGUAGACCAAAAAAAUGUGGACUUUAUGAAAGGCAAUGGAGAUCUGGGGUUCAGAAAAGUAACUCCCAAAAGUAUGAAGGAAAGAUGGGGGCAUGAGGCAAGACAGGACAAAAGCACCUAUUAGGAUACUAGCUGUGGUCCUAAGUCUUUCAAAUAAAGGCCUGUAAUUGUGAGGGUGGAGAGCAAACAUGUCGAGAAAGUGUCAAAAGACUUCAGCCAAAUCCUUAUGUUUGAAUAACUCUUGGUGGGGUAUCAGAGAAGAGUCAUGUGUCAUUUACAUCGGAAAGUUGGUUCCUGAAAAAUAAAUAUGGUGGCAGUGUGUAUACUGGA